Messenger RNA from Perognathus longimembris pacificus (Pacific pocket mouse), 6411 nucleotides. RefSeq names its product nucleoporin 210 (gene Nup210). The record is from RefSeq and is a predicted model, not a curated record. Lineage: Eukaryota; Metazoa; Chordata; Mammalia; Rodentia; Heteromyidae. The coding region runs from base 24 to 5732 and encodes 1902 amino acids. The transcript is spliced from 40 exons. Gene Ontology annotation, cellular component: nuclear pore.
GCCGGAGGGGAAGCGCGGAGGGGAUGGCGGCGCGGGGCCGGGGGCCGCCGCGGCUGCCGCUGGCGCUCUCGCUGCUGCUGCUGCUGGCGCUCGGCCCCUCGGCCGCGGCGGCCAAGCUCAACAUUCCCAAGGUGCUGCUGCCCUUCACGCGGGCCACGCGCGUGAACUUCACCCUGGAGGCGUCCGAGGGCUGCUACCGCUGGUCGUCUACCCGGCCGGAAGUGGCCAGCAUAGAACCCCUUGGCUCCAGUGAACACCAGUGCUCCCAGAAGGCAGUGGUGCAGGCCCGGCUCACCCAGCCCGCCCGUCUGACCAGCAUCAUCUUUGCGGAGGACAUCACCACAGGGCAGGUGCUGCGCUGCGAUGCCAUUGUCGACCUCAUCCAUGGCAUUCAGAUUGUCUCCACCACCCGAGAGCUCUACCUCGAAGACUCCCCUCUGGAGCUGAAGAUCCAGGCUCUGGACUCGGAAGGGAACACCUUCAGUACACUGGCAGGGCUGGUCUUUGACUGGGCGAUUGUGAAGGACACGGAGGCAGAUGGGUUCUCAGACUCUCACAAUGCACUGAGAAUCCUCACCUUCCUGGAGUCUACGUACAUACCUCCUUCCUACAUCUCAGAGAUGGAGCGGGCAGCCAAACAGGGGGACACCAUCCUAGUGUCUGGGAUGAAGACUGGGAGCUCCAAGCUCAAGGCUCGCAUCCAGGAAGCCGUGUACAAGAACGUCCGUCCUGCAGAAGUAAGGCUGCUGAUUUUGGAGAACAUUCUUCUGAACCCAGCGUACGAUGUCUACCUGCUGGUGGGGACUGCCAUUGACUACAAGGUGCAAAAGAUCAGACAAGGAAAAAUUACAGAACUCUCAAUGCCUUCUGACCAGUAUGAGCUGCAGCUUCAGAACAGCAUCCCGGGCCCUGGAGGAGACCCUGCCCGGCCUGUGGCCGUCCUGGCCCAGGAUACGUCCAGGGUCACCGCGGUGCAGCUGGGGCAGAGCAGCCUUGUCCUGGGCCACAGGAGUAUCCGCAUGCAGGGUGCGUCUAGGCUCCCCAACAGCACCAUCUACGUGGUGGAACCUGGGUACCUGGGGUUCACAGUUCACCCUGGUGACAGGUGGGUGCUCGAGACUGGCCGCCUGUAUACAGUCACUAUUGAAGUGUUUGACAGGUCCAGCAACAAGGUCUACCUGUCUGAUAACAUCCGCAUUGAAGCUGUGAUUCCUACGGAAUUUUUUGAAGUUCUCUCAUCUUCUCAGAACGGGUCAUACCAUCACGUCAGGGCAAUACAGAAGGGCCAAACGACCCUCCAUGCGACCCUCACCGCUGUGGUAGACCAGGAUGGAGGGGUGCAUGUGCUACAGGUACCUGUGUGGAACCAGCAGGAGGUGGAUAUUCACAUCCCCAUCACCCUCUACCCUAGCAUCCUGACGUUUCCGUGGCAACCGAAGACUGGCGCCUAUCAGUACACCAUAAAGGCUCACGGCGGCAGUGGGAACUUCAGCUGGUCUUCCUCAAGCCACAUGGUCGCCACGGUCACCGUCAAGGGCGUGAUGACCACGGGCAGUGACACUGGACUUGGUGUGAUCCAGGCACACGAUGUGCAGAACCCUCUGCAUUUUGGUGAGAUGAAGGUGUACGUGAUCGAGCCCCGCAGCAUGGAGUUUGCGCCCUGCCAGGUGGAGGCACGACUGGGGCAGACCCUGGAGCUGCCCCUGAGGAUCAGCGGGCUCAUGCCUGGCGAGGCCAGCGAGGUGGUGGCCCUGAGUGACUGCUCCCACUUUGACUUGGCAGUGGAAGUGGAGAACCAGGGCGUGUUCCAGCCGCUGCCAGGAAGGCUGCCGCCAGGGUCAGAGCACUGCAGUGGGGUGAGGGUGAGGGCCGAGACCCAGGGCUCCACCACACUCCUGGUGAGCUACACACAUGGCCACGUCCACCUGAGUGCCAGGAUCACCAUCGCUGCUUUCCUGCCUCUCAAGGCUGUGGAUCCCGUGUCUGUUUCCGUGGUAACCCUGGGCUCCUCCAAGGAGAUGCUGUUUGAAGGAGGCCCCCAACCCUGGGUCCUGGAGCCUUCCAAGUACUUUCGUAACAUCACCUCUGAGGACACAGGCAGCAUCAGUCUGGCACUUUUGGGGCCCCCUGCCUCCCGGAGUUACCAGCAGCACUGGAUCCUUGUGACUUGCCGGGCCUUGGGCGAGCAGGUCAUCGCCCUCUCCGUGGGGAACCAGCCCAGCCUCACCAACCCCUUCCCCGUGGUGGAGCCCGCUGUGGUGAAGUCUGUCUGCACCCCGCCCUCCAGGCUCACCCUCACGCCUGUCUAUGCCAGCCCCCAGCUGGACCUGUCCUGUCCCCUGCUGCAGCAGAACAAGCAGGUGGUUCCAGUGUCCAGCCAUCGGAACCCCCUGCUGGACCUGGGUGCCUAUGACCAGCAGGGGCGCCGAUUCGACAACUUCAGCUCUCUAAGCCUCCAGUGGGAGUCCACACAGCCGUCGCUGGCCAGCAUGGAGCCUAAGCAGUCCCUGCAGCUGGUGUCUCGCAGUGAUGGGAGUGGCCAGAAGAAGUUACACGGCUUGCAGGCCGUCUUGGUUCACCAGGCCUCGGGAACCACCACCAUCUCCGCCACAGCUUCUGGCUACCAGCAGCCCCACCUCCACGCUGCCAGAGUGAAGCAACCGCACGAGCCGCCCAUGCCCGUGUCGGCAUCCAUAGAACUCAUCCUGGUGGAGGAUGUGAGGGUGAGUCCGGAGAAAGUGACCAUCUACAACCACCCUGGAGUUCAGGCGGAACUGCGCAUCACAGAAGGCUCUGGCUACUUCUUCCUCAACACCAGCAGGGCGGAUGUGCUCAGGGUGGCCUACCAAGAGUCCCAAGGCAUCGCCAUGGUACACCCUCUGCUCCCCGGCUCGUCUACCAUCAUGAUCCACGACUUGUGCCUGGCCUUCCCCUCCCCGGCAAAGGCUGUUGUUUACGUCUCGGACAUCCAGGAGCUGUACGUUCGUGUGGUGGACAAGGUGGAGAUCGGGAAGGCAGUCAAGGCCUAUGUCCGCGUGCUGGGCUUCGACAAGAAGCCUUUCCUGGCCAAGUACUUCAGCUUCAUGGACCUGAAACUCCGAGCAGCCUCCCAGAUCGUCACGUUGGUGGCCCUGGACGAAGCUCUCGACAGCUACACUGCCACGUUCCUUGUGCACGGUGUGGCUAUCGGCCAAACCAGCCUCUCUGCUAGUGUGACAGACAAAUCUGGACAGCGCAUCAGCUCCCCCCCACAGCAAAUUGAAGUCUUCCCCCCAUUCAGACUGAUACCCAGGAAGGUGACGCUGAUUAUUGGGGCCAUGAUGCAGAUCACGUCAGAGGGCGGCCCCCAGCCUCAGUCCAACAUCCUCUUCUCCAUCAGCAACGAGAGCGUGGCGGCCGUGAGUGGGGCCGGAAUGGUGCGUGGCCUCACAGUUGGCAACGGCUCUGUGUUGGGGGUCGUGCGGGCAGUGGACGCAGAGACUGGCAAGGUCGUCGUUGUCUCUCAGGACCACGUGGAGGUGGAGGUGCUGCAGCUCCAGGCAGUGAGAAUCCGUGCACCCAUCACACGGAUGAGGACAGGGACCCAGAUGCCUGUCUAUGUCACCGGGAUCACCAACAACCAGAGCCCUUUCUCUUUUGGCAACGCUGUACCAGGCCUGACCUUCCACUGGUCUGUCACCAAGCGGGAUAUCCUGGACCUCCGCGGGCGGCACCACGAGGCAUCCAUCCAGCUCCCAGCACAGUGCAACUUUGCCAUGAAUGUGCAUGGUCGAGUCAAAGGCCGGACCAGGCUGAGGGUCGUGGUCAAGGCUCUGGACCCCACGGCAGGACAGCUGCAUGGCCUUGCCAAGGAACUCUCAGAUGAGAUCCAAAUCCAGGUAUUUGAAAAGCUGCGACUGCUGAGCCCUGAAAUAGAAGCAGAACAAAUAUUAAUGUCACCCAACUCACUUAUAAAGCUCCAGACAAACAGGGACGGCGCAGCCACCCUGAGCUUCCGGGUCCUGGAUGGGCCUGAGAAGGUUCCCGUCGUGCACAUUGAUGAGAAGGGCUUCCUGGUGUCCAGCACCACCAUUGGGACGUCCACCCUUGAAGUGAUUGCCCAAGAGCCUUUUGGGGCCAACCAAACCAUCAUCGUUGCUGUAAAGGUGGCUCCCAUUUCUUACCUGAGGACCUCCAUGAGCCCUGUCCUGCACAGUCAGCACAAGGAGGCCCUGAGCGCCCUACCGCUGGGGAUGACCGCGACCUUCACCGUCCACUUCCAUGACAACUCUGGAGACAUCUUUCAUGCUCACAAUUCAGUCCUCAACUUUGCCACCAACAGGGAUGACUUCAUACAGAUUGCCAAGGGUCCCACCAACAACACCUGCAUCAUCCGCACCGUCAGCGUGGGCCUGACGCUGCUCAGCGUGGGGGAUGGGGAGCACCUGGGCCUCUCAGACUACGUCCCGCUGCUGGUCCAGCAGGCCAUCUCGCCAGAGCUGUCGGGAGCUGUGGUGGUGGGAGAUGUCCUCUGCCUGGCCACUGUGCUCCUCGGUCUGGAAGGUGUCUCGGGGACCUGGAGCUCCUCAGCCAACAACAUCCUCCACGUUGACCCCAAAACAGGCGUGGCCGUGGCCCGGGAUGUGGGCUCUGUGACAGUUUACUACGAGGUUGCUGGGCAUCUGAGGACCUACAAGGAGAUAGCGGUCAUCAUGCCUCAAAGGACUGUGGCCCAUCGCGUCCACCCUGCCCAGAGCAGCUUCCCGGAGGACACGGCCUCCAGAGUGAUGGUCACCGUGGGGGACAGAAGCUCCAACCUGAUUGGAGAGUGCUCCCCUUCGCAGAGGGAAGUGAUCACAGCCUUGCGCCCAGAGUCACUCAUCAGCUGCCAGCUCCGCUUCAAGCAGGACGUCUUUGACUUCCCGGCACGGGACAUUUUCACCGUGGAGCCAGGGUUUGACGCUGCUCUGGGCCAGUACCUCUGCUCGCUCACGAUGCACAGCCUGACAGACAAGCAGCUGAAGCACCUGAGCAUGAAGAGGACGGCGCUGGUGGUCACUGCCUCCCUGCCCGGCAGCCUCCCCUCUGCAGGCAGGGCUGCGGCCGAGGUGCCCUUCAGCCCGGGGCUCUACGCCAACCAGGCAGAGAUCAUCUUGAGCAACUACCUCACCAGCUCGGAGGUGAAGGUGUUCGGCGCCGGGGAGAUUCUGGAGAGCCUGGAGGUGCGGUCCGCGUCGCCGGCCGUGCUGGCCUUCGUGAAGGAGAGGUCCCUCGGGCCGCCCAGCUUCGUCACCUACACGGUGGCCAUCUCGGACCCCACGGCCGGCAGCCAGGGGCCACUGUCCACGGCGCUCACCUUCGCCAGCCCCGCCACCGGCCAGGCCCUCACCAUCCCCGUCACGGUGGCCUUCGUGAUGGAGCGCCGCGGGCCCGGCCCCUAUGGCGCCAGCCUCUUCCUGCCCUUCCUGGACUCCUACCAAGUCAUGUUCUUCACGCUCUUUGCGCUGCUGGCCGGGACAGCGGUCACCAUCAUAGCCUACCACACGGUCUGCGCACCCCGGGACCUGGCUGCAUCCCCAACCCUGCCUCCCCGGCCUGGCUCUCGGCACAGCGCCCCCUACUCCACAGCCUCCUCGCCAUUGUCUUCCUUGUCCUCGGCAUCCUCGUCGCCCACCUCCUUCAGCUCCCUCUCUCCUGGUCGCAAAGCCCGUCCUCCCUCGGGGCUCUGGAGCCCGGCCUACGCCUCCCAUUAGCCGCGCGUGGGUGCCCGCUGUGGGCGUGCCCGAUGAGACCCGCCCUGGCUGGGCCCGUCCCGCUGGGGUGGCCCCGGAGCCGGCUGCUUGCUGCAGUCGCGAGCCCUGAGGCGGGCGGCGUCCCCUCGGCGGCCGCCUGGCUCCCUGCGCGGCGUCUGCGGCUCGUUCGCGUUCCCUCUGUGUGGCUCCAGCGCCUGCAGCUCUGUGCAGACGCGGCCAUGGGGGGGCAGCCCCUCCCCCUCCCCCGCAGAAGUGGACGUCCUUCCCUCAGUGACUGCUGGGACGAGGGGCAGGCCCCGCCCCUCCUGGACACCUCAGGAACACAGCCCAGAAAGAUGCUGGACUCGGCCCCGCCCCGGGAGAGACCCCGCCCUCGACGUCCUCGCGCCCGAGGGGCUGAGACCAGUGCCGCCCCCCGCGCUUGUUCUGUCCACCUCUCCAGUACCUCAGCAGAUCUGAGCCAGGGGCCCAGGCCGGGAGGCCUCCCCACCCCGAGCCGGGGAGCCGCCCGCGGGGCAGCCGCAGGACACCAGGCGUCCCGAGCCGGGGAGCCGCCCGCGGUGGGCGCUCGUGAAGCUGUGAUGGAGGCCCCGCCUCGCCCGCUGCCUGAACCGGGGGGCCUGGGGGGCCGGGGCCGUUUUCUUUGCUUUGUUACUAAAGUUGUGUGUGGUUUCCUAAA